GUUUAAAACUGUUACCAUGGCUACCUGACAAUUGGAGGCUAGAGAAAGUGCUCUUUAUCGUGUUUAUUGGACAUCAACGUCUCCAGAGACAUGUCCUCCAGCAAAGCUAGCCCUCACUUUACCCUUGGUAUUGACAGGAAGGACCUUCAGGCACGAAUAUACGCUCAGCCUGAUGUUCUCUCCCAAAACAAACCUCUGGCCUUAAAGGCAGUAAGAAAAGGCCCACCUCAGCCAGCCAGGCCCUUUAUUCAGAGGAAACUAGAGCCUCUACCAGCUCUAGCAGCUUACCAGAAACGAAAAAACGAAGAGGUGUUAAAGUUUGAAGAGAAGCCCGAAGAAGCUCGAGGUUCUGUUCCCCCUCACCCAAAACACAUGAAAACAGAUGAACCCUCUUCCCCCACCUUCUCUUCCAACCCUUCCCUUCCUGAACUCGCCCCUCAGCCUUUGUCCUCUCUACACGUCACUCCUCCACGUCCUCCUAUAUCUUCACGUUUAACUGACUCUUUCCUUCAAGUCCGCAAGAGACAAUCCUCCUCUCGUAAGACCAACCAGAGUGCCCUUUAUGUGAACACAGACCCAGGUACUGUGAUAACGAAAUACUCUCCUCCACUGGAAGAGCUCACGGAUCCACUGGAGAUAGUCGCAAGACUUAAGAAAGAGCCGGAAUUAGGUUUUGUGUAUUUGACGCCUUCUGGAGGAUCUGUUCAUUAUAAUCCUUAUAACUUGAGAGUUGUUGUACAUUCUAAGGUAAAUAAGAAUGAUUACUCCACUCUCAGCCUAAGAGGUGUCACAAGGCUACGUAAUGGCAAAGAGGCCGACUUCACAGAGCUGAAUCAAUGGGUGAGCGACUACAACCACUUCAACAAGCUACUCAAAAUAAAAACUUUCUUUGUCUUUCGGAUGUGGAAAGCAUUCGCUACCUGGAGGAAGAGCGUUCGUACAAGAAAGAUCUCUCGUUGUCGUAAAAGCUUGAAAGAGAACCUCUUUUAUCUUCACCCUGAUCUUGGGAAGGCAUUGCUUGAGAUAAAGGAAGGUGCUGAGAACAUCAGUGAGAAUGAGCUAAUGACUGGAAUAGACCCUUCAACUACUUAUACACUGGAGGAAUUCCAAGGAUCUCAGCUAGGGAAGAUGGGGAUUGUUUCCAUUAAUCUAGCUCAGUUUCAUCUUGAUAUAAGGAACAUAGCAAGACAUGCGUGUGAAGAGGCUCUGAGGAGAGAACAGUUUGUACCAGACCCCAUCAGACCUGAUGAUCCCAAGAGCAAUGGUAUUGAUGAUACAUUAGAUUCCUCUCGUCUCUCCCUGGACUCCAUUGAGAUGCAGAAGUACACGAUGCAGGCAUUGAAAAGGAACCAUUGUCAGCGUCUCUCCUGCUUCAUUCGUCUCUGUGACUACAUCAUACUCUCAAUGCUCCACGACCUCACUCUCGGCUCUGAGAAGCAUUUGCUUCAGUGCCUGAAGGAGAGGGCCAGCUGUGUGGUAGAGAUUGAGGACUUUGCUGAACCGAUUCCUGAUGAUGAGGAAGAAGAUGAAAAAGUUUUGCUCCUUCCACUUAAGACUCCAUCAUCUUCUGUUCAAAAUACACCAUCACAUCUUGGUAGACGUCCCACUAAUAGUAAUGUAGCCAUUGAUGAUGAACACCAGGUGGACUACAAGUGUCUCUUUAUUUCUCAUCUCAAGUUAGAGUCUCAAGGACUCGAGUAUAAGCCCAGUCUUCAUGAUUUCCAGCAAGUCCUAGCAGACACUAUGACCAGAUACCAGGACUGCACACUGGCUGUUCCUAAUCUACUCUCAGACUCUUAUUUCAAUGCAUUCACUAGGCCAGUUAUUAAUAACAAAGUAGAAGAGAAGACAUGUGGGACUGGUCCUAGUCUGGCAGACAUUUUUGAAGAUGACAUUGAGCUAAUGAAUGUUGCACAAUCAGUACAAGACGUCCUGUUAUCAAGCUUCAGUCUAGCUGAUGACUAUGCUAGCAAGUUUGAGCUCUUUAGGAAGUUUUAUGAAGAAAAUGAACAGUUUGAACUUGAUAGCCUUGAAGAUGAAGACAAUGAUGUAGCGUUCUACAGGAAGAGGCUGUACAGGUAUAGGAAGCAACAUGUUCAGGCUGUGGAGAAGUGCCCCACUGACAAGAAGCUUGGACUACUACUGGUUGAUACCAAUGAACUAAAGGCUAGACUGAUACCAUCCCCUGUUAGGUGUCUGGAGGCUAUACAUGAUGUAAUGCCAGCUAAAGCUAAAUCAAUGAUGGACAGGCUAAUACAGCUAUCACAGGAUGCUACAUUUAGACUAGAGACAGAGCCAACCAGCACAAUGGAAUAUGUAUCAUUAUUGACUUUCCUUGACGAAAUACAAUCACAGGUUGAUAAAGUUGAGGAGGAAUCAGAAGUUACUAAGGACCUGUAUGAACUAAUAGACAAGUAUAAGGUCCCAGUGCCGCCUGAGGACUACACUUAUGCCUUCAACAUGCUUAAACCAGCUGUGCAAGGACUGAGGAGCUCUGUUGAUAGGGUCAUGAGUCAGAGGGAGCAGUAUAUUGAUAAGUUUUGUAGGUUCUUGGAUAAAGAUAUAGUGGCAUUGAGGAAGGAGCUGAAGGGAGUUAAAAAUGAAGCCCAGAAUCCACUAGUGCUUGAUCCAGAAGCUGAUGAAGAGAAGGUCAGAGGAAUACUACAAGAUCUUCAGUCAAAACUCGAUGGGCUCAACGAUAAAGCUGUAUCAUACAAAAAUCAUCAGAAAAAAUUUAAGGUUGAAGUGACUCGGUUUGAAGAAUUGGAGGAAGUCACAACAGAAGUGAAACUGAAGCAGUUAAUGUGGGACGCUAGAAAUGAAUGGGAUACAUCAUACAAUGAAUGGAUGACAACUCCGUUUGAUGAACUUGUUCCUGAUACUGUCAACACUCAAGUAGUGAAGUUUGCAAAGAGCGUCUACCAAUUAGAGAAGGGGCUUCCCCCUAAUGCAAUAGUCCCCAAACUCAAGACUAAAGUUGAAGAGAUGAAAGACAAGAUGCCGGUCAUACAGGACCUCCGUAAUCCUUCACUGAAGACCCGCCACUGGGAACAGAUUGAGGAAAUACUUGAUCACAAGUUUGAUCCUGAAGAGAAAAAGACUUUAAAAUUACUUGAGGAACUUAAUGCGUUUAAUUUUGCUGAGGCACUGCAGGAGGUGUCUGGACAGGCAUCUUCUGAAGCUUCACUGGAAGCCAUUUUGAAAAAGGUUGAAGAUGGAUGGAAGACAAUGGAGUUCAUUGUAUUGCCACACAGAGACUCUAAGGAUGUAUUUAUAUUAGGAGGAACUGAUGAUAUACAAGUACAACUUGAUGACAGCAUUGUCAAUGUUAGUACUAUUGCUGGCUCACGUCAUGUUGGCCCCAUAAAGCCAAGGGUUGAGGACUGGGAGAAGCAACUAGCACUCUUCUCUGAAACACUAGAGGAGUGGUUAACCUGUCAGAGGAAUUGGCUUUAUCUGGAGAGUAUUUUUGGAGCUCCAGACAUUCAGAGACAGCUACCUGACGAGGCUAAGAUGUUCAACCAAGUGGACAAAUCUUGGAAAGAAAUAAUGAGAAGAGUUCAGAAGAACCCACUGGCCAUUAGAUCAGGAACCACACCUGGUUUGCUUGAAGAGUUUAAGAAGAGUAACUCGUUACUGGAGCAGAUCCAGAAGUGUCUGGAGGACUAUCUUGAGAGCAAGAGGCUUCUCUUCUCUCGAUUCUUUUUCCUCUCGAAUGACGAGCUACUCGAGAUAUUGUCACAAACACGGAACCCUCAGGCAGUCCAGCCUCAUCUUAGGAAGUGCUUUGAUGCAAUUGCAAAGUUAGAGUUUGGUAAGGGACCUCCUUCAGAGCCUGGCGGUCCGCCCACUAUCACUAACGAUAUAUUAGCCAUGCUGUCACCUGAACAAGAGAGUGUUGCCUUACAAAAAGGUCUUAAAGCAAGAGGCAAUGUUGAGAACUGGUUGACUAAUGUUGAGGAGUCAAUGGUUGUGUCAUUGAGGAAACUAACUAAAGUUGCCAUUGCAGACUUUGAUACCAGACCACGCCAUGAGUGGGCAACAAUGCACGCCAGUCAAGUUGUAUUGACUGUAUCACAGAUAAUGUGGUGUAAGGAUUUAACAGAGUGUCUCAUGAAAGAGUCGCCUGAUGAAGUACUUGAAUCUGUUAAAGGAGCUGAACAAAGAUGCUUUGAUAAUUUGAAUAAAUUGGCAGAGCUGGUUCGUGGCACACUCCCUAAGCUGAUACGUAACAUAAUAGGAGCACUGAUAACUAUUGAUGUACAUGCUAGAGACAUUGUGACACAGAUGGUAGAAAACAAGGUAACUGGUUUAAGUGAUUUUGAGUGGGUGAAGAACCUCAGGUAUUAUUGGGAUCCUGAGAUUGACGACUGCAUUGUAAAGAUGUCCAAUUCAAGAUACAUUUAUGGAUACGAGUAUCUUGGAGCAUCACCACGUCUUGUCAUCACACCACUCACUGAUCGCUGCUACUUGUGUCUUAUGGGUGCACUCCAGUUGGAUUUGGGCGGGGCCCCUGCCGGCCCAGCUGGUACUGGAAAGACUGAGACAACAAAAGACUUAGCAAAAGCACUUGCAAAGCAAUGUGUCGUGUUUAACUGCUCGGAAGGACUGGACUUUAAAAUGAUGGGUAGGUUUUUCUCUGGUCUGGCCCAGUCCGGAGCCUGGUGCUGUUUUGAUGAGUUCAAUCGUAUCGAUAUUGAAGUAUUGUCUGUCAUUGCACAGCAACUCCUUACCAUCAGGAAUGCUAAACUAGCAAGGGCUAAGACCUUCUUAUUUGAGGGUAGAGAGAUUAAGCUGAUAAGGACUUGUGCUGCCUUUGUUACCAUGAACCCAGGCUAUGCUGGUCGUACUGAACUACCUGAUAACCUUAAAGCUCUUUUUAGACCUUUCGCUAUGAUGGUCCCUGACUAUGCUCUCAUUGCAGAGGUUAUAUUGUAUUCUGAAGGUUUUGAGUCAUCUAAGAAUUUAGCGAGGAAGAUGGUACAGAUGUACAAGUUGUGCAGUGAGCAGUUGUCCCAGCAGGAUCAUUAUGACUUUGGAAUGAGGGCAGUCAAAUCGGUGCUAGUAAUGGCUGGACAGCUAAAGAGAGAGAAUCCUCACUUGAGGGAAGACGUUGUUCUCAUUCGUGCUCUUAGAGACAGCAACUUACCAAAGUUCUUAGCUGAUGAUGCCAUUUUAUUCAAAGGUAUAUUACAAGACUUGUUUCCAGGCAUUGAGCUACCUGAGCAUGAUUACGGUAUCCUCCAGUCCUCCAUUGAGAAUGCUGCUCUCUCCAGGGACCUUCAGGUAGUGCCUACUCAAAUAAAGAAGGUCAUCCAAUUGUAUGAGACUAUGCAAGUACGUCAUGGACUCAUGUUAGUGGGCCCUACUGGAGGUGGAAAAACAACCUGCUAUCAGAUAUUGAAGGAUGCUUUGACUACAUUGCAUUCACAAGGUCACCAGCAUCCUGACUAUCAGCCAGUCCAUACCUUUGUACUCAACCCUAAGUCUGUUAGUAUGGGUGAGUUGUAUGGUGAAGUGAACAAGCUAACGUUGGAAUGGAAUGAUGGGCUAAUGGCUAUCACUGUCAGGCACUGUGUCAAGGAUACUACUGAUGAUCAUAAAUGGGUCAUUUGUGAUGGGCCAGUGGAUGCAUUGUGGAUUGAGAACAUGAACACUGUACUGGAUGAUAAUAAAAUGUUGUGUCUUGCUAACUCUGAGAGGAUUAAGCUAACCCAGAGCAUACACAUGGUCUUUGAAGUACAGGACCUUGCUGUGGCAUCACCAGCCACCGUCAGUCGAUGUGGUAUGGUAUACGUUGAUCCUGGGGAACUCAAAUGGAAGCCAUACAUACAGACUUGGAUUGAGCACAAGUUUCCUAUAAAGCUACCUGAUGCUACUAAAGCAUAUUUGAUUGAAUUAUUUGACAAGUUUAUUGAUCCUGGACUUAAGUUUAUCAAGAAACACUGUAUUCAAGCCAUAGACCAAGUUGAUAUUAAUCGUGUUGUAACACUUUCAAAACUAUUUGAGUCACUACUUUGCAAAGACCCAAAGAGAGUUGACUGGAAAGGCGAGACAUCUAAACUCCACCCACUCCUGUGCACUACAUUCCUGUUCUGCUAUGUGUGGGCGUUGGGAGGCAACCUAGUACAGAAAUCAAUGGACAGUUUUGAGAAUUUCGUGAGAGACGUAUUCUCUGAAACACAUGAUGUUAAGAUACCAGGAGGUGGGGAUCUCUACAGUUACUUUGUCAAUUUUGAGUCACGAUACUUGGAGUCCUGGGAUAAAAUAAUACCGACUUUUAGAUACGACCCAGAAGUGCCUUACUUUGACCUCCUAGUCCCUACUGUAGAUACAGUGAGGUAUGGUUACCUCAUGGAGGCACUGCUUGAUGUCAGAUAUUCAGUACUAUUCACUGGUACUACUGGAGUUGGAAAGUCUGUCAUUGCUAAAGGGAAGCUGACAGAAUUGCAAGAGAAAGGCCUGUACGUUCCAGUGUUUAUUAACUUCUCAGCUCAGACUAACAGCAUACGUACACAAGAGAUCAUAGAGUCUAAACUGGAGAAGAAAAGGAAGACUGUCCUUGGUGCUCCGGCUGGGAAACAUGUUGCCAUUUUCGUUGACGAUUUAAACAUGCCAAAGCUAGACCGUUACGGCUCUCAGCCUCCAAUUGAACUAUUGAGACAGUACCAAGACUUUGGUGGGUUUUACGACAGAGAAAAACUCUUUUGGAAACAGAUAAAGGAUAUGACCAUAUGUGCUGGUUGUGCUCCUCCUGGUGGAGGUCGUAAUCCAGUCACUCCACGUUUCAUUAGACACUUUGCUAUGCUGUGCCUCCCUUCACCAGCUGAGGUAUCACUUAAAGCUAUAUUCAAGGUACAGUCUACAUGUACUGUAGAUGUAGCAAGGGUAAUGCAUAUUAGUGCAUCGCGAUCUACAUGUACAAUGUACAUGUACAAUGUAGAUACAGUAAAGAUAGGAUUUAAUCUUGUAGCAGCCAAAACCAAUACUGAAAAUUCACAGCUAUUACUGGUAAAUUAAUUAACAACAUACAUGUACAUGUACACAUAGAUAAUAUAAAAAUACGCAUCAUUACAAAGUAAAGUGUUGCUGUGUCACUUUGUAAUGCUCCUGUGGCUUCUCAGAUGAAGCUUAAUCUUAAUGCAUACCAGUCAGUGCAAGCACAGUACAUGUACUGACUGUAUACUACUGGAUACAUGUACAUUGUACAUGUACAUGUACAAUAUGGGAGCUGACUUAACUUAUCUGAUAUGACAAGUGAUUGAAAUCUGAAGUGAAAUACAUGUACAUGCAUGUAUGGACUCUAUUUUGAUGAAAGCAACUAGGAAAAGGACACAUGAAUAUCUAACUAUUAGUGCAAUUAUUCAUUCCAAAAACAAACAAGCACGUUAUAAGUACAGGGUGCACCAGGACAAUUAUUAUUAUCAAGACAGAAUGAGCACAAUGGAGAUAGCACUGCUGCUAUCCUUCUCAGUUUUACUAACAGCUUCUUAUGGUGCUGAAGGAUCUUAUUGUAUGUCUACUGACUGUACUAAUGCUGGAUCAUAUCAACAUGGUGGACUAGGACUGUAUCUAAGAGUAUGCUGUAAUAUUAGUAACUUAGGACAGUCUGUUACUAUCAGAGACACUGGUAUUAAUAGAUACAUUCUCUGUCCUAAAGUACGACCAAAGUCCUGUCCAGAAAUGUCAUGCCAGGAGAUUCUUAAAGCUAAUCCAAAAGCAGUAUCUGGAGAUUACACUAUUGUGUAUCCAAAUGGCACUGCAUAUACAGUUUAUUGUAAAAUGGACACCACAGACUGUGGAGAAGGAGGAUGGACAAGGAUAGCUUACAUCAACAUGACUGAACCUGGAGCUACAUGUCCUGAUGGAUUUGUCACUAAAAAUUUUACUAACUUUAAUCACAGUUUAUGUGGGAUUAAUCUCAUUAGUGCAGGAUGUCAAUCAGUAUUCUUCUUUAGUACUAAUUGUUUGAAUUAUUCUAAAGUAUGUGGGCAGAUUAGAGGCUAUCAAUAUCACUCACCAGACGGAUUUGAAGGAUCUUUAUUUGUGGGUCUUGAUAGCUAUUAUGUCUGUGGUUACUCUAUUACACGUGGAAACCCUCGCCAACAUAUAUGGACAUAUGCUGGUGGUAUUUACCAAAACAACGUAAACGAGUAUGACUGUCCAUGUAACACUGGUUUCAAUCUAAACCUCCCACCAUCUUAUGUUGGCAAUGAUUAUUAUUGUGAAUCAGGAUUACCAGUUGGACUGCUCCAUGGUGCUGUACUUUAUCCUAAUGAUCCAUUGUGGGAUGGUCAACAGUGUCUUGGAUUAGAGGGCCCUUGUUGUACUAAUAAUCCUAACCUUCCUUGGUUUAAUAAAGCACUAAAUGGAGUUAGUAACACGAACUACAUUGAAGUAAGGUCCUGUGUCCUAUAUGACUAUACUAAUGAAGACACUCCUCUUGAUAUAUUAGAAUAUAUAUUAAGUAGAUGCUAUAGGAGUUGUAUACUUUUAUUAUUAGAACUGUUACCAGUCUACAUUACAUGUCUACAUUCGCUACAUGUACUUAUACUUGCAUGUACUCCUGAGAACUGUGUUGUUGUUGUUUUAUUACAUGCACUCAGGAGCUACUGUUUACUGAUGUUUUUGUUGCAAAUAAUUAUCAUACUAAGGCAAUUCAAACUAAAUUACUUGUUUUACGGAUUUUUUUUCUCUAAAAUAGAGCAGGCCGGUCGGAAUAAAUUAAAAUAUAAACAAUAAAAUUAAUUAACUAC
Messenger RNA from Amphimedon queenslandica, 8756 nucleotides. RefSeq names its product dynein heavy chain 6, axonemal-like. NCBI's taxonomy places the organism in Eukaryota, Metazoa, Porifera, Demospongiae, Haplosclerida, Niphatidae. Gene Ontology annotation, cellular component: dynein complex. The record is from RefSeq and is a predicted model, not a curated record. Bases 91 to 7020 code for a protein of 2309 amino acids. Gene Ontology annotation, biological process: microtubule-based movement. Gene Ontology annotation, molecular function: dynein intermediate chain binding; ATP binding; dynein light intermediate chain binding. The transcript has 38 exons.